Messenger RNA from Racocetra persica, 297 nucleotides. Lineage: Eukaryota; Fungi; Glomeromycota; Glomeromycetes; Diversisporales; Gigasporaceae. The record is from the annotation of a GenBank genome assembly.
AUGCUCUUUGCUUCUUUGACGAUUUGCUAUAAAGAUCUUUUUAAUCAUUCCUCAUGCAAUCAAAUUUUAUCUACCAAUAUUACAAAUGCUACUAAUAUUAAGAAUUCUAAUAUUGAUCUUUUGUUUAAGAAAGAAGAACUUGAAAAAGAGACUUUAGAAUUUGAUAUCGAAGUAGUAAAUAUUGAUAUGAGGAAUGAAUUAGUAAUAGAAGAAUUCUUUGAUAUGAAAACAUUUAGACAACGUCAAGACAAAAGACUUGUUUUCAAGAACCCACCACUAGUACUAAGGAUUGGAUGA